This is a messenger RNA of Tripterygium wilfordii, 3268 nucleotides long. RefSeq lists its product as uncharacterized. The coding region runs from base 276 to 1673 and encodes 465 amino acids. The record is from RefSeq and is a predicted model, not a curated record. The transcript is spliced from 7 exons. NCBI's taxonomy places the organism in Eukaryota, Viridiplantae, Streptophyta, Magnoliopsida, Celastrales, Celastraceae.
AGAAGAUUAGGAGUAGCAGUAGAACUCUAGAAGGGGAGGAUAUACUCAUCUUCUACGAAAACCAGCUUCUGCUUUUUUCACGAUCAGCGAACCUUCUUCUUUCAAAGAUUCUUUUUCUUCCACAAUCAGCCAACUGCCGCCGCCUACUGAAAUCACCUCCACCGUCUAGAAACAUCAGCAAUCCGAUACAAUACAAUGACCUGCUGCCGACUCCAGAAAUCACAUCCACCGUCGAGAAACCUCUGCGAAUCAUUACAGAUUACCGCAUUGCUAAAAUGGUGAAAAGUUACAAGAAAACGCUAGCUCUUGGACAUGGUUUAGGUUCUAAGGAAACUGACAAGAUAAUAAAGAAAACACUGGCCAAGAGGACAAGGAAAGUUGCUGAUUAUAAACCACAAUACCGGUCGAAUCUGCAAUCAGUAAUAAGGGAGAUUGAAAGUCUGUCCUUCAGAAAAGCCCACUUGACCGAGCUUAAGAAAACACCAUUCUGGUACCUUAUACACAGCAUCAUCAACAACAAGCUCGACAAGCAUAAGUGCAGGAAGAGCGAUGAUGCCAUUAUUGAUCUCAUAUUCUUUUUUGAUGCCAAGUCAAGGACCUUUUAUAUCAACAAGAAAAAGUUGAAUAUAACAAGCGACGAUAUAAGGUUGAUAUUUGGUAUUAGGGAUGGAGGGAACAUAAUUGAUUUUGGGAAAAGGACAAAGAAGAUACCAACUGAAUUUGUGAGACGAAGGUUUGAAAAAUGCGACAGGCUGACAAAGGUAAUAAUUUCUGAUGCACUAAAGUUGGCAAUUCAAGGGAGGCAACAAAAUGACAUUGAAGAUGUUGCUAGGCUACUGACUCUCCAUAUUCUCGUCUCCCUCUUUGUCCCCAACAAAGCACAAUCAUUGGGGUGGACCUACAUAGAGUAUGUUGAAGAUAUAACCAACGUUACUACCUAUGACUGGUCAAUGCACAUACUUGAAUGCUUAUAUAUGUCUCUAUGCGCGAAUGCAAACAAUCCAACAGACGUCACCGGCUGUGUUAUGUCCCUACCAUUUUGGUUGUGUGAGCAUGUGGAAAUCAUUGAACCUAUGGAGCAAGAAGCCUUCCCUCGAUGUCUCAAGUGGGAUCUGAGAAAACUAAUGAAAACACUGAAGGAAAUUGAUCUUCAGAAAAUUGGGAAAAACAAAGUAAGCGGAGGGGAUAUAAAAAUAACAAAAUUUGAAAAGGAUUUGAUGAAGACAAACCCAGAAGAAGAAAGAGACUCUGGAGAUGAAGAGACAGUCUCAAAGGAAGAGUCGAAGUUGGGAGGAGGAAAAGAAGAGCAGGGAGGAGAAAAAGAAGGAGAAGAAGAGUCAGCACAAGAAGACAAUGAGUUAAUGAAAAUUUCAGGAGAAAAUAGACGAGAAUAUGAAGAUAUAAGAGGAGGAGAAAUAGAAGAAAUAGGAGAAGAAAGAGGAGUAAAUCAGGACUCGGGACUCAUUAAAUUGUACGAGGUUGCACAACAUGUGGAAAAUACAGAAGAAAAGCAAAAUGAGGCUCAAUCUAAAAUUCAAGAAUUGGAAAAAGAACUAAAAGCCUUAAAAGCCAGAGAGAUUGAUUUAGAGAAACAACUGGCUGAAAGUAUGUCAAACCUUGAAAAGAAGGACAAAGAGCAUCAAGAUGCACUCAUGAAGCUGGCAAGCUUAUAAGAAAGAAAAAAUGCUAGAAAUAAGGCUUUAAUGGGACUAGGUGAAAUGGUUUUGCCUUCCUUUUAGGGUUUUGUGUCCUUACUGUGAGGCUGUGAUGGAAGUUUCAAUCUUUGUUUGAUUUCACGUUGAUUUAGCAUGCGUUUCUUCUCUUUGAUGUGCAUUUGUCCUCUUUAUUGUAUUGAAAAGGGUCCUUUUAAAGUAAUGUUGGAUUGUUAUUGAAAUAACUGAUGAUAGUUAUGCUUUGCACUGGCAUGUUUGCUGCCUGAAGUAGGAGCCUUAGUGCUGUCAACGACCUUUUUAGCUGUUAAAACGUUUAUAUUUUUCCAAUAAACUUUAUUGCUGCGUAUUGGUCUAACUUUUUAGAAGUAAAAUAUUUUUCUCUUUACUAACAGGAAUACUUGGGCAUUAUAAACAAAUUUUCUUUUGGAGGUUCAAACCAUUACAAGCUUCAUGUGUGGCAGUUUGAGGCCUAUUUUGUGGUGAAUCUAUUCUUCCUCACCGACGUUCAUGUUGUUUAUGAUAUUUUGAAAAUCUUACGUUAUUCUCUUUUUUUCUUCUUAUGUUUGUGUGAAUUCGUGUAUUUCAUUCCAUGUAAAGAAAAAAAUUUUAUGCUUGUAUUGAAUCCUGUUUUCUUUCUCCUUUCUUUCAUGCAAGUUCUCUCUUUCCGUUGCAUGCUACCGAAUGUUACUCUAUUGUUUCUAGUUGCCCUUUAUAUAUUCAGUCUUUCUACAUGAGUUUCAUGCAAUUAUGUUGUUCUCUCGAACCUUUUUAUAAUAGAUUUUUCAUUUUCAGUCCAUCAUAAAGUCUUGAUAUAUCCUGGUUGAUACUUCUUAAAUGCAUAUAAUAUUUCAGGGGAAAAAAAGGGGUUCUUACUUCUUACUAGGACAUGUUUUAUAAUUGCAGAAGCUACACCAAAGACCAUUAUGUGGACAGUGACUGUGAAGGGACUAACUCUUUUUCCAUUUAAAAAGCCACUUGCAGGUUUUUCAUUGUUGGACUAUAUAUUUGUGAUGUCAAACUAUUAAGUCAUUGAAGAUUGUGGUGAAAGAGGAGGUCUAAUGGACUUGUUAAUAACCUGCAAUAUUUUGUGAGCACAGACCUUUGAGUAACCUAUGAUGUUUCUUGACAUAUUACAGAAAUACAGAAUGGGUAGGCAAAUUGGGAAAGGAUAUGGUUGAGGCACCCACGGAUGAAAUUGAAAAACAAUAAGAAUUGUUGCGGACCGGGGAGGGAUCUUCAGUUGGAGGGAAGAAUAAGACGCCGAGCUUGGAUUAUACACAUUGUCUCUGAUGUGGAGUGAAGUGAAAUUGAGAAUCCAGAGAUUGAAGUGACCCAAAUUAACUCUCAUGGAGGAAUCACUGGUUAUGGUAUAUAGAGCUGAAACUUGACAUUGUGUUUCGGUCGAGGGGAGACAAUACAGUUUCAACUGUACAAAUGCUAAUCUGUUCAUAUCAACAGCUGUGGUAGGAGGAGUGAUGGAAUUGUCACGUCCCAAAAAUAUCAAUUCCAAUAUGCUUAGAGCAAUCACAAUGGUUGCUUUUAAAUGGCCCAUGGAUAAUGUUUGCUAGUUUGUUUAAUGGACCAUAUAAAAAAAA